AUGUCUUCCAAUAACGCGACGGACACCCCCACGGCGCCGUUGUUUCAACUUCCCAACCCGCUAACUCCUAUGGCCUUUCUGCCUCCGGAUCUUGCAUUCCAAGUGACCAUCGCGACUUACGUCCUCAUAGGAGCCACAGCGGUGAUGGUUUGGGACUUUGUCAGUCAUUUGGCGGACGAUUAUCGUCUCGUUACGCGGUAUAGGAUUGGCCUUGCAACAGUCGUCUACUUUGUCGCAAGGAUUGGAGCUUUGACAUAUCUUGUUGGCACCGCCGUCAUGAACACUGCUCCAAUCGGAUACACAAGCUGCUCGGUGGGGACCAAAGUUAUCAGCGCCUUCGUGGCCGUAGCGAUACCUGGAACAUCAUUUCUCCUCUUCCUCCACGUUCGCGCUAUAUACAGCAACAAUAAGUAUAUCGUCGGCUUCUUUGGGUUCCUCUGGAUUGCUGUCCUGGGAGGUUCUCUAACCGCGCCUAUUGGGGGAUCAACCAACCAGAUGGUGACGUUAGGAAAGUACUGUGCCCAGAACGUACUCCCAGAAUAUACCUCCGCGGCAGUCAUCAUCCCUACUGUCAACGACACUCUUCUAUAUUUAUCCAUCGUCUGGCACAUGUUGCGCUGCUCGUACGCCGAGUCCACGGUUUCAAACAAGUUUCGGACACUUGCAUUCGGGGACUAUCUACCCGCGUUGUCCGGGGCCCUGCUGAAGAAUGGACAGGCGUACUUCUUGAGCACUGUCGGAUUGAAUUUGGUGGCCCUCACCAUGUUCUACAUCGACUCGGUCCCGAUCCCAUAUCGCGCGAUGUUUGGUGUGCCGAACAUAGCGUUGAUGAACAUGAUGGCAAGCCGCCUCUUCCGGUGUACGAAGUUCGGCAAGUAUCGCACAAAUUCGAGUAUUUCUACAACGCGACUGAAUACCACCUCAAAUGGCCGAGCCAAUUGCAAAUGCUCGCAGCCAAUCUUGGUGGCACCGGCCGGCGCACCGCUACAGGUCCAGAUUGACACUUUCCGCACAGAGUCUGAUUACCCCCCGAGUCGUCGAGAGGGAGCUUCGGAAAAGCGGAGCGAAGAGCAGUCAAAGGAUGAUUACUCAAAGUCGAUGGUUUAG
This is a messenger RNA of Cyclocybe aegerita, 1107 nucleotides long. The record is from the annotation of a GenBank genome assembly. NCBI's taxonomy places the organism in Eukaryota, Fungi, Basidiomycota, Agaricomycetes, Agaricales, Hemipholiotaceae.